CGCUUGCCAAGUCGCUUACAACUUUACAACUCUCUCAUCAAUGUCACGAUUCGUUCGUUCGUCCAAAUACAGACACGUCUUCGGUACAGCCGCCAAAAGAGAUCAGUGCUACGAUAAUCUCAGAGUCACCAACAAUGCUUGGGACAGCAAUAUCGUUAAGGCCAAUCCUUUGUUUAUUUCCGUGAAUUGGAAUUCGUCCGGUGGAGGUGCCUUUGUAGUCAUUCCGCACGAUACUGUUGGAAAGUUGCCCGAUAACUAUCCUCUCUACCGUGGACAUACUGCUGCCGUCUUGGAUACCGACUUUCAUCCUUUCAACGACUAUGUCAUUGCUUCCGGUGCUGAAGAUAGCAAAGUCAUGAUCUGGAAUAUCCCUGAGAAAUAUGAAGAAGAACAAGAAGAGAUUGCCCCUGUUCUCAAGCUUUCUGGUCACGGCCGAAAAGUCGGCCAUGUUCUCUUUCACCCAACGGCAAACAAUGUUUUGGCUUCGGCAAGUACCGAUCUUACCAUCAAGCUUUGGGAUAUUGAAAAGGGUCAGGAGAGACAGGAAAUCACUGGCCAUGGUGAAAUUAUUCAAUCCAUGGCAUACAACUACAACGGCUCUCUCAUGGCUACCACUUGUCGCGACAAGAAGCUUCGAAUCUUCGAUCUUCGAAGUAAUAAAAUUAUUCAAGAAGGCGCUGGCCACCAAGGUAUCAAGGGAUCUCGUGUGGUGUGGCUAGGUGAAAACGACCGUAUCUGUACCACCGGAUUUUCUCGUAUGAGCGAUCGUCAACUCAAUUUGUGGGAUACUAGUGAUCUCAGCAAACCCAUUAAGUCUGAAUUCUUGGAUACCUCAUCUGGUGUUCUGAUGCCGUUCUAUGAUCUCGAUACCAAAAUGCUAUACCUUGCCGGCAAAGGUGACGGCAACAUCCGCUAUUAUGAAUAUGAGAAUGAUGAAAUGUUCUUCUUGUCUUCUUACCAAUCUCCUGAACCCCAACGUGGUAUGGCCUUCUUGCCUAAACGCGCCGUCAAUGUCAGUGAAUGCGAAGUUGUCCGUGCUUAUAAGGUCACUAGCAGCAUGGUUGAGCCCAUUUCAUUCAAGGUUCCUAGAAAGUCCGAUGCCUUCCAGUCCGAUAUCUAUCCCCCAGCCUUUGGUGAUGAGCCUAGUUUGACUGCUGAUGAAUGGUUCAGCGGAAAGGAUGCUGAUCCCAAGACCAUCAGCCUGGAAGAUGGUUUCCAAGUCAAAGCUAAGCAAGAAUUCGUGACAUCUGCUCCUGAAGAAUCUUCUGUCUCUGCUGAGCCAUCGGCAGUUGCUUCCAAAUCAGCAGCCUCCCGAUCCAUGUCUUCCGAUGAGGGUAUUGCCAAGCUUCGUCAGGAAAAUGACGAUUUGAAAAGCACCAUUUCCGAAAAGGACGUGAAAAUCCGUAACUUGGAACUCGAACUGGAAAAGAUGAGAAAUGCGUUGGCUGAGGCUAAUUUGGCCAAGAAGGUGGCGUCCACCCCAUCACCGGCUCCUAAGGAGGAGGAAGCAACCUCCGAUGCUGCUGCCGGAGCUGCUGCUGCUGCCGCGGACGAAGAGAAGCAGGAGGAAGGUGUCGUGUCGUCCAACUCUGUGUCUGGAAAUGCGGAAGAUGUUGAGCUCCCCCACAACAGCAACUCACUUACAGAAUGAAUUAUAGUAUAGUUUUUGCGGUUUUCGAAUUGAGAUGUGUGAUUUUUUUUCUCAAGAAAAAUAAAAUAUCGUUUGGUUCAAAUGACAAAUGUGAAGUU
Messenger RNA from Umbelopsis ramanniana AG, 1749 nucleotides. RefSeq lists its product as uncharacterized. Lineage: Eukaryota; Fungi; Mucoromycota; Umbelopsidomycetes; Umbelopsidales; Umbelopsidaceae. The coding region runs from base 41 to 1651 and encodes 536 amino acids. Gene Ontology annotation, molecular function: actin filament binding. The record is from RefSeq and is a predicted model, not a curated record. The transcript is spliced from 8 exons. Gene Ontology annotation, biological process: actin filament organization.